This is a messenger RNA of Spodoptera littoralis (African cotton leafworm), 888 nucleotides long. Lineage: Eukaryota; Metazoa; Arthropoda; Insecta; Lepidoptera; Noctuidae. The record is from the annotation of a GenBank genome assembly.
AUGGCUACGUAUAGGACGCUUAUGUUGUUGUGCUUCUUGGCCGCACCAGCGAUUGGAGCAUGGCAGGGAGGAUUAAAUGUUCGUUUCGACAUCACAGUUGUCGGUAUUGGAGUUACGGCGUUCAUAGAACUGCCCCAGUCCAACACGACAGCGCUUGAAAAGAGCUGGGUGCAGGUGACCCGGCCUGAAGGUCCUGCCGGGUUAGCUUCACUGGUCCUAUGGUGCCCACCCACUGACUACACUGUUUGUGUGCUAAUUGAUGAUACUGGGUACAUCGCUGGUCUGCAAGUCGCUCUGGACAUAGAGAAAGUGACCGGCAACAUUUAUGACAUGAGAACACAAGGAUUCACUUACUGGACAACAAACAUGAAUGGAGAAACUAAGAAUUACUGGACUACGCAACAGUACUACAUUUCACCUGAAACGCUAGCGACUGACCCAGCUGCCAGAAUAGCGGCGCGUGACCCCAACCUGAUGCUGCAGGACCAUUCCAUCUACGUGUCUGGCCUCAACGGGGAGCUGUACGCAAUCUCCACCAAUACCAGCGACAUUGCCCACAACAGUGACUUCACGGAGCAAGCUUGCAUUCCUGGGAUGGGUGACCACUACUAUUACAAGAUGACUCCGGAACUGUCGUGCACAGAAGAUAACUUACUGCCGUGGUUCCCCUUGGUGCACUCCGAUCAGCUCAUUGGUAUCGGUAUGGUCACCUACGGCAGACACGUCGUAAGCGAGGGUGCCACGGACUGGUUCGAGACCCCCACUAGGGGUGUUAUUAUGGCUAUCGUUCCCCGAGGUCCCCAGUGCAUGUACGACAUGGCAGAUUCUCCUGGCGUGAUCACCAUGCAUACAUACUUCAUCAAACAUCCAUACGAAGUGACGUGUUAG